This is a messenger RNA of Paramecium sonneborni, 1387 nucleotides long. The record is from the annotation of a GenBank genome assembly. Lineage: Eukaryota; Ciliophora; Oligohymenophorea; Peniculida; Parameciidae.
AUGCAGAAGACCUAAAAGUAAAGUUAAGAAGGAUUGGAUAAAAAAAUAGUUAAAUUACUAGUUCUUGGAAGUAUGUGUCUUAAUUCGUAAUUAUCUUAUUCUAAUUAGAAUUUCUAAUAUAAUGUUAUCAACUAUAGUAUCACCUAUAUGGUAUCAAGUUGCAAUCUAUUACAAUACGAAUGAUUAUGAUUUAAACUGGAUAGUAGGUUGGUAUUAUUUUGGUCCAAUACUAUUUUGCUUUCUUUUCAAUCCAAUUAUUAUUUAUAAUUAUGGUCUAUCAUAAAUUAUAAGUUGCAUAUGUUCAUCUGUUGGAUUGUGGAUUUUGGUUUCAGUUAAAAGAGACUUUUAAUUAGGAAUGCUAGGUUUUGCAUUUUUAGGUAUAGGAGAAGCAUUUUAUUGUUAAACACCUUUAUGUAUAAUUAUAUGAAAAAUAGAUUUAUCAAAAAUUUGGUUUGAUCCAGAAUAGCGUAUAUUUACUACUUUUAUUGCUUAAUAUGCAAAUAAUGUAGGUUGUUUAAUUGGAUAUGUUGUUUCAUUUUAUUAUUUCUUUGAAAUUGUAAGUAAAGUUUUAUUUUAAAUUUAGUAUGACGAAACUGAAUUUAAUUUAAGAUAUGAAAAUCUGCUAUUUUUAAAUGCAAUUUUUGCUACAUCUACCGUUCUCAUUAGUUUUAUAGCACUCAAAUCUCCAUAUAAUUCAUUAGAUAAAAUUUAAAUCAGAGAUUCAAUUUGGGUGUCUCUAAAAAAAAUUUGUUCUUAAUGGGAAACAUUUCUGGAUGUUGCAUCUGUAUCUACUUGUAUUAUAUAAUAUUAUUUAAGUUAUUGGUAUAAGCUGGUGUUAUAUUUUAUUAUUUGGAACUUAGUAGUACUUUUUGGAAUAUACUUCUGAGGAGAUUUGUUUAACUAAUAUUACUUUUUCUAUUGGUUAAUUAUCAGCAGCAUUUAUAUGUUCUUAUAAAUUGAACUCAUAAUCUUAAAAAGGAUUAUAACAAACUUAUGAUACAUUUAUUAAAUUUACAAUUAGUUUAGGUUUUAUUAGUUUGAUUGUGGAAAACUUAGCUUUUGAAUUUCUCCCUUUUAAUUUUAUUAUUUUCUUAAAUCUUUUUAUUGGAGCUGGUCUAGGAGGAAUAUACUCAAUUUUAUUAGAAUCAUUAAUGGAAAAGCACUAUCCAGCAUAAGAAUUAGCUAUAGCAAGUUUGUUGGUUGCAGUUGCUUGUGUAAUCAAUUUAUAGAUAGCUAGGCAUUAUCAUUUUCAAUUGGGAUGAUUUCAUUUAUACCUUAAUUUUUAGAAUAUGGAUUUUAUAUCUCCUGCCUUUUUAUGAUUCCUUCAUUUUGUUAUAUUUUAGUUUUUUAUGAAACUAAAUAUAAAAGAUUUGAAAAUGAGUCUUGA